GUUUCAAUAUUAAAAUUAGAUGGAAAAAAUACACACAUGGCUCAAGCCAUGGCCGGAAAACCUUUGAUAAUUCGCUGGGAUUGUGACAAAAUAAUCCGAUUUUCCGACAAACCCACGAGCUUCGCUGACGAUUUUCUCGGUUUCUUGGAAGAGCAAGAUGAGACACCCGAGAAUUGUAUUGACUCUAUUGAUUAUAUUGAGGAUGAUAAUUCUUCUAGUGUUGAAGAAAACAGAAAAUUUUGGGAAACACAAAAUCAACUUCUUCAGGCAACAUUGUAUAGAACUGCUUCCCUGGAAACGACAAUUCGUCAAGCUACAAAAGCCGCAGUAAAGGAGAUUAAACUGGUAGGCCUGCAUUGCAGAUGUCAAAAGGCGGCAGCCGGAGAGUGCCGGAAUUGCUUGCAGAGAGAGAUAUCAUUACGGCUUCAAGCAGAAGGUUAUAAUUCUGCCAUUUGCAGGUCCAAAUGGAAGAGCUCCCAAGAAAUCCCAUCAGGGGAACACACUUACCUGGAAGUGAUGGAGAAAUUAAGCUCCAAGAAAGGGGAAGUGAGAGUGAUAAUAGAAUUGAACUUUCGAGGAGAAUUCGAGAUGGCAAGAGCAAGUGAAGAGUAUAACCAAUUAAUUAAUCGGCUGCCAGAAAUAUUUGUGGGAAAAGAAGAGAGGCUAAAAGCUUUGAUAAAAAUAUUAUGUUCAGCAGGAAAAAAGUGCAUGAAGGAGAAGAAGAUGCACUUAGGUCCAUGGAGGAAGCAUAAGUAUAUGCAGUCCAAGUGGCUAGGUACUUGUGAGAGAACAACAGUGCUUGCUCCAUUGCCGGUGGGAUUUUCUGACCGGCCUGCCAAGCCUAAAGCCUCCAUGUUAACUUAUGAUUUGCUAGAGACUUUGCCUGUCUUGCAACGUACUGCAGUUAAAGUUUUGUGAUGCUCAAGAGAAAAAAAAAUAUAUAUAUAAUAAAAAAAAAUAAAAAUGUUUUGUUUUGUCUA
Messenger RNA from Hevea brasiliensis (rubber tree), 980 nucleotides. RefSeq lists its product as uncharacterized. The record is from RefSeq and is a predicted model, not a curated record. The coding region runs from base 37 to 918 and encodes 293 amino acids. NCBI's taxonomy places the organism in Eukaryota, Viridiplantae, Streptophyta, Magnoliopsida, Malpighiales, Euphorbiaceae. The transcript is spliced from 3 exons.